Molecule: messenger RNA, 1613 nt
Organism: Dendrobium catenatum
Lineage: Eukaryota; Viridiplantae; Streptophyta; Magnoliopsida; Asparagales; Orchidaceae
Exons: 4
Coding region: 235-1164 (309 amino acids)
Source: RefSeq, a predicted model, not a curated record
AAAUAACCACCACUUUCUCUCUCUACAGUGGCGCCGUUACAAAAGCUCAGGCUGUGAUCUCCUUACUCCAGUAAGUGGCAGCAAGCGAGCGUUAGAGAGAGAAUUGAUGGAGAGAAGUUCGAUUUUCAGCUGAAGACCUCUACGUUCUUCUCGGAGUGAAGGUAAUUCCAAGGAUCUGAAGUCAGGCCAUUGGAAUUUGAAGGUCUUCAAGCGAGUACACUCUAGGUUGAGAAAAUGCAUGUCAAAUCUGAUUCAGAUGUCACAAGCUUGGCCCCCUCAUCCCCUUCCUGGUCACCAAAGAGGCCAGUCUACUAUGUUCAGAGUCCAUCAAGGGAUUCCCAUGAUGGAGAUAAGUCUACAUCUAUGCAGGCUACACCUGUUUACAAUAGCCCUAUGGAAUCUCCUUCACACCCUUCCAUCGGCCGGCAGUCGAGGACCUCCUCUUCCAGUCGAUUUUCUGGGAUCUUUCGCUCUUCUUCUGGGCGGAAGGUGAGAGAGAAGAGGAUGAAUGAGAAGGGAUGGCCUGAGUGCACUGUAAUUCAGGAAGAGGGUCCUUAUGAUGAUCUUAAUGAGGAUAAUGGCCUCUCUCGUCGUUGCCAGCUUGCACUCGCAUUCCUUGCAUUUGUUUUGAUGUUUACUACAUUUUGCUUUAUUAUCUGGGGAGCCAGCCGACCGUACAAAGCAGAUGUGGUGGUGAAGAGCUUGUUGAUGGAUGACUUUUAUCCCGGAGAGGGAUUAGAUAGCACUGGAGUUCCAACCAAGCUGGUCACAGUGAACUGUUCUCUGAAGAUCAAUGUGCAUAAUCCAGCAUCAACAUUUGGUAUUCAUGUCACUUCUAGCCCCAUUAAUCUCAAGUACUUGGAUAUUGUGAUUGCUACUGGUCAAUUAGAGAAGUACUACCAGCCCCGAAAAAGUCAUAGAAGCAGAUCAUUAAUACUAAAAGGAGACAAGGUUCCUCUAUAUGGAGCUGGUGCCGGCCUGCCUCUAUCCAAUACCGGAGGUUCAGUUCCAUUAACUUUGGAAUUUGAUUUGAUCACCCGAGCAAAUGUGGUGGGAAAGCUGGUUAGAGUAAAGCAUCGAACGCAUGUGUUAUGCGAACUUGUAGUUGACUCUAGCAAGAGCAAGGCCAUAAAGUUGUCAAAAACUGCUUGUACCUAUGGCUAAGGCCAUCUCCAGCCGAACGACAUUCUCCGGUUUGCAGUAGUCGCAAGCGUCCAACCGAACAGCAAAUUGAAUGCCAUUUUCAGGUUUUGAAUAGUGCAACGUCAAUAUUGACGUCGCACUGCUCACAGUGGAGAGAAAACACAAAAUGUGUUUCUGUUUGGUGUUCGGAUGGAGACUUGCGGCUACUGCAAACAGACGAUAGGUGAAUGGUUCAGUUCGGUUCGGGAUCCCCUAAGUCGUCAUAUCAAUGCAUUUACUACUAGAGAGCUGCUUGUGAUCGUUUGUGAGGAGAAAGAAGCUUUAUGGUCUCCGCAUAUCCUUUUAUUUUUUGUUCAUUUCUGUAUAUUUGUUGCAAUAAGACAAUUUGAAAAUGAGGCUUACUUCGAAUUUCCUGUAAUGCAGAACCUAUAUUUUGUUGGUAAGUGGAAGAAGGCAUUUCUCUGUGAUAA